AUGUCCACUGCUGGUUAUGAUCUUGCUGAAGCACAUGUGCUGAGAGACCUCCACAAGAAGAAGAUGAAGAUGGAAGAAGAAGAAGAAAGAGGCAAGUUGGGCACAGCUAAAGGCGAAACGGUUCGCUCAAGUACUAGUUGUUUCUUCUGGAUGUACUUGAAGAAGAAAGUGCAUUCAAGAAACGCUCAGAGUCGGGGAACUUGUUCAGCUCAAACUUCAGAAGUUGAGAUUUUGGACCGUAAAGUUUGA
Messenger RNA from Prunus armeniaca (apricot), 249 nucleotides. Lineage: Eukaryota; Viridiplantae; Streptophyta; Magnoliopsida; Rosales; Rosaceae. The record is from the annotation of a GenBank genome assembly.